Messenger RNA from Raphanus sativus (radish), 1089 nucleotides. Its product is annotated as CSC1-like protein At4g15430. The record is from RefSeq and is a predicted model, not a curated record. Gene Ontology annotation, molecular function: calcium-activated cation channel activity. Gene Ontology annotation, cellular component: plasma membrane. The coding region runs from base 413 to 1057 and encodes 214 amino acids. The transcript is spliced from 4 exons. Lineage: Eukaryota; Viridiplantae; Streptophyta; Magnoliopsida; Brassicales; Brassicaceae.
UUGCCAUUUUCUUUUGUCACGGUUUUCAUGUACUCUCCAGUCACUUUCAAUACCAAAAAGCAUCUUAUUUUUUUCUUUAUCUUUCCUGUUAAUAUAUACAGAAGGCUCACGUUUUGCCAAGUGGGUAACAGUUUCUUCUUCUUCUUCUUCUUCUUCCCUUCACGGAUUUAAACAAUGAAUGCGCCGCAGUAGUCUUUUAUUCAAUGUAUUUUCCGACAUACUUCAUAUAAACCCGGCAAGAAAAACUCUGUUUUUUUUUUCUCCAUAUAUACAACCUUCUUUAUCUUCUCCUUCUUCAGUUUAUGUUGCCUUAACCGUUUUAGGCAGAAAUAUAACUUACAAGAACAAGAAAGCUUUGUCUUUUACCUCUUGUACAAGGAAGGUAAAGUGAGUAUAGUAUCUUCACACUCUCAUGGCUACAAUAAAUGAGAUUGGAGUAGCAGCGGCAAUAAAUAUAGUCACAUCAAUUGCUUUCUUGAUAGCUUUCGCAAUACUCAGGAUUCAACCAGUAAACGACAGAGUCUACUUCCCUAAAUGGUACCUCAAGGGCCUAAGAACUAGCUCUAUACAAACCGGUGGCUUUGGAAGCAAGUUCAUCAACUUGGACAUCAGAUCCUAUGUUCGAUUCCUCAACUGGAUGCCUGAAGCACUUAAAAUGCCAGAGCCAGAGCUCGUUGAUCACGCUGGACUUGAUUCUGUUAUCUACCUGAGGAUCUACUUACUCGGGCUCAAGAUCUUUUUCCCCAUAGCUUGCGUUGCUUUUACAACAAUGGUGCCUGUUAACUGGACAAACAAGGGAUUGGAUGGGUUGAAGCACACUAAUAUAAGCUACAGUGAUAUUGAUAAGCUCUCAUUGUCAAAUAUACCAAAUGGAUCAGACAGAUUUUGGGUGCAUCUGUGUAUGGCUUAUGCAAUCACCUUCUGGACAUGCUUUAUGCUGAAAAGAGAGUAUCAGAAUAUAGCUUUGAUGAGGCUUCAGUUUCUUGCAAAUGACGAAAGGAGACCUAACCAGUUCACUGUAAUUGAGACUUUUGAAUCUUCUAAUCUAUUAAUUUAGGGAUUAUCUACUAUUUGAAGUUCUCAUUUAAA